Messenger RNA from Argiope bruennichi, 1587 nucleotides. RefSeq lists its product as uncharacterized. The transcript has a single exon. The coding region runs from base 1 to 1587 and encodes 528 amino acids. The record is from RefSeq and is a predicted model, not a curated record. NCBI's taxonomy places the organism in Eukaryota, Metazoa, Arthropoda, Arachnida, Araneae, Araneidae.
AUGGAACUCUAUAGCUCAGUACAAAGCAAUACAGCCUCGAAGAAUUCUCAAUGUAUAUUCUGUGAUAAGAAUCAUUUUAGUGCUGAUUGUAGAUAUGCUCAAAGUUUACCAGGUGAUCAAAGGAAAGAUAUUUUAAGGAAAAAAGGUGGUUGCUUUAGGUGUUUGAAAAUUAAUCAUAUUUCUAGCUCUUGUAAAUCCAGAAUCAAAUGUUUGAAUUGUGGAAGAUUACAUCAUUACCUUUUAUGCAAUAAUAAUCAAACCCAGUCUCCCAAGGAAAUAACAAAAUCUAAGCCUGUUAAUGAUAUUCCCGUAGAAGAUCAGACGCUGGCAAAUGUUUCGUCUUCACCUCAUGUUUUGUUGCAGACUCUUGUAGUUCACUUAAGAGGAGAAAAGGGUAAAGUGAAGAUUAGAGCAAUAAUCGACUCAACUUCUCAAAGAUCGUACAUUUUAAAAAGUACGGCGCAGAGAUUGAAUUACCAACCCCACCGAAGAGAAAGCCUGCGACAUUCCUUGUUUGGUGGAGCGAGUACAGAGGUCUGUCAUCACGACGUUUAUAGAGCAUUCCUCACUGACUUCGAUCUGACUUACAACUGUAACUUUGAAGUCCUCGGCCAAGAAACAAUCUGUGCAACAAUCCCACCCGUUGCGUAUGGUAUGUGGAUGAAAGAACUUCCAGAAAACAAUAUCCAUUUGAGUGAUCAACACCAUGGAACCAUAGAAUUAUUGAUUGGUGCAGAUGUUGCCGGAAAGCUUCUGACCGGAGGUUAUAAGCUCUUACCUUCUGGUUUAGUUGCAAUCGAAACAAAAUUAGGAUGGACGGUCAUGGGUCGUACAAGAAGAGAAAAGAGAGAUGGAAACACAGAUCUGAUUGUUACUUCAAUGCUUGCAGGAGGAAUUUCUGAAACAGAUUUAUGGAAUCUUAAUAUCAUAGGAAUCAAAGAUCUAGCUGAAAAACAAUCAAAGACGGAGAGGGAAGAAGCUUCCAUGCAGUAUUUCUUGAAAACACUGAAGAGACUUCCUGAUGGCCGGUAUGAAGUGUCUCUUCCCUGGUUGGAAGGGAUGCAGCCACCUGCCAAUAAUAGAAUGAUUGCGGAAAGAAGACUCAAGGGAACAAUUAAGAUUCUUCAAGCAAAGAACUUGCUAGAGAGCUAUGAAGAUGUCUUCCAUGAAUGGCUGAAAGAAGAAAUAAUAGAACCUUUGGAUAUUACAAGAUUAGAUGAUCUUCUUUGCACGUACUUACCACAUCGGGCCCUGAUCAAAGAGAAUUCAACAACAAAGAUUCGACCGGUCUUUGAUGCUUCAGCCAAACAGAAGAAUGAAUUAUCUUUGAACAGCUGUCUUGAAAAAGGACCUAAUUUAGUGGAACUGAUUCCGAGCAUUUUGAAUAGAUUCCGACUUGGAGCGUUUGGCAUAAUCGCUGAUAUCAAGAAAGCAUUCCCCCAGAUAAGUAUUAGCGACAAGGACAGAGAAUAUCUAAGAUUUUUAUGGUUUGAAAACGGAGAUCCUGAUAAAUUGAAGAUUUAUCGCCAUAAACGUGUGGUAUUUGGAAUAAACGCAAGUCCUUUCCUCCUUGGCGCGACUAUUUAG